AGGUCUCUUAUCUACUGAUGGAGUAACACGAUGUUUUGAUGAUGAAGCUAAUGGCCACACUCGUAGCGAGGCCAUUACAGCUUUUUAUCUCCAACGAAAAAAAGAUGCCAAGCGCAUUUACAUGGAAAUUGUUCAUACACGGACAAUACAUGCAGAGAGCAUUGAAGUUAACAGUCUGCUUUACCCAAAAACGGAACCACAAAUAAAGCUUAUGAAAGAAAUACUAGAUGAAAGUGGACUAACACCAGACAGCAUCUCGUUCUUAGAAGCUAGUGGUAUAGCAGUAAAAGAUAUUGAUACUAAAGAGCUAAAUGCCAUUGGUGCUGUAUACAAGAACCGCAAAAAGCCUCUUUCCAUAGGAUCAGUGAAGUCGAUAGUUGGUAAUACGGUAUCUGCCAAUACUUUUGUUUCAAUAGUAAAGAUGAUCAUAGCCUCAGAGACUGGCCAAAUUGCACCAAAUUUGCAUUAUAAAACACCUAAUACUAUGGCUCAAAGUUUAGUUGAGGGUCAACUGACAGUACUGAAAGAGCUGACUCCUUGGAAUGGUCUAUACUCUGUUGUUAAUACAACAUCAAUUAACGGUACGGUUUCUAAUACCAUUCUCAAAGCAUCAGAAGUAACAAAAAAAAAUAAUGGAGCUCCUAGUGAUGAUCUUCCCCGUCUUGUCAUUGUUUCUGGCCGUACGGAGGAAGCCAUUGAAUCUUUAUUAGAUUACAUGGAUGCAAAACCACUUGAUGCAGAAUUUUUACAACUUUUAUAUGAUAUAUUUCAAUCGGAAAUUGAUGGACAUCUUUACCGAGGUUAUAGUAUAGUGCCUGCCAAAGGUUUAGUUUCAGAAGACUCUAAGAAAAGAGAAUAUUUUUUCAACUCAGGAGAAAAAAAACAAGUUUGGUGGAUAUUUUCAGGGAUGGGUUCUCAGUGGGUAGAGAUGGGGAGAGAUCUUCUGAGACUACCAAUUUUUAAUACAGCGAUUAAAAAAUGUGAUAAUGUGCUGAGACCGCAAGGAUAUGAUGUGUUUAAAAUUAUAACUGAGAGGAACCCAAAAAUGUUUGAUCAAAUUAUUAAUUCGUUUGUUGGGAUUGCUGCUAUACAAAUUGGUUUAGUUGAUGUUCUAAGAGCUGUAGGCUUAGAACCAGACUAUAUUAUCGGUCACUCUGUUGGUGAGCUAGGAUGUGCCUAUGCAGAUGGAUGUUUUACUGCUGAGCAAAUGAUAAUGGCUGCCUUAUCUCGUGGCUUAGCAUCAACUGAAUCUAAACUAGAAAAAGGUUCAAUGGCUGCAGUUGGUCUAGGAUAUGCAGAUAUGAAGCCUCUUUGUCCUUCAGAUAUUGACAUUGCUUGCCAUAAUGGUCCUGAAAGCUCAACUAUAAGUGGUCCUGCAGAAAGUACGAAGAAAUUUGUGGCCAGUCUUACG
Messenger RNA from Copidosoma floridanum, 1411 nucleotides. RefSeq names its product fatty acid synthase-like. Gene Ontology annotation, molecular function: fatty acid synthase activity; oxidoreductase activity. Lineage: Eukaryota; Metazoa; Arthropoda; Insecta; Hymenoptera; Encyrtidae. The record is from RefSeq and is a predicted model, not a curated record. Gene Ontology annotation, biological process: fatty acid biosynthetic process.